Komagataella phaffii GS115 is the source of this 1671-nucleotide messenger RNA. Its product is annotated as Alpha subunit of chaperonin-containing T-complex, which mediates protein folding in the cytosol. The record is from RefSeq and is a predicted model, not a curated record. Gene Ontology annotation, molecular function: ATP-dependent protein folding chaperone; ATP hydrolysis activity; ATP binding. The coding region runs from base 1 to 1671 and encodes 556 amino acids. NCBI's taxonomy places the organism in Eukaryota, Fungi, Ascomycota, Pichiomycetes, Pichiales, Pichiaceae. Gene Ontology annotation, biological process: protein folding. The transcript has a single exon. Gene Ontology annotation, cellular component: chaperonin-containing T-complex.
AUGUUCGACAGUACCCGUUCAGAUACCCUGUUCCUUGGAGCUCAAAAGGUCAGCGGAGACGAUGUUCGUCAGCAAAACGUGCUAGCAACCCAAGCGGUAGCAAAUGUAGUGAAAUCCAGUUUAGGCCCAGUUGGAUUGGACAAGAUGUUAGUCGACGACAUUGGAGACGUGGUUGUCACGAACGACGGUGCCACUAUUUUAAAUUUACUGGACGUGAAGCAUCCAGCUGGCCAGAUCCUUGUAGACCUUGCCCAACAACAAGAUAGAGAAGUUGGUGAUGGGACCACAAGUGUGGUGAUCAUCGCAAGCGAACUUCUUAAAAGAGCCAACGAGCUGGUCAAAAACAAGAUACACCCAACGACUAUAAUCACAGGAUACAGAUUGGCCCUCAAGGAAACUAUUCGGUACAUAAAUGAAGUUUUGAGUCAAUCAAUUGAUUCGUUCUCCAAGGAGAUAUUGAUCAACAUAGCCAGCACUUCAAUGAGCAGUAAGAUCAUUGGAUCUGAUUCCGCUUUCUUCAGUGAGAUGGUGGUCGACGCCAUGUUGGCCGUAAAGACCACUAACAACAAAGGUGAGACUAAAUACCCCAUCAAGGCUGUUAACAUUUUGAAAUCUCAUGGUAAGUCUUCCACCGAGUCAAUGUUGAUCAACGGUUACGCUUUGAAUUGUACCGUAGCGUCGCAGGCGAUGGUGAAAUAUGUUAAGGACGCCAAGAUUGCUUGUAUUGAUAUCAACUUGCAAAAAGCCCGUAUGGCUAUGGGUGUUCAGAUAAACAUUGAUGAUCCUGAUCAAUUGGAAGAGAUUAGAAAAAGAGAGUAUGGAAUUAUCAUGGAGAGAAUUGACAAGAUUAUCGAAGCAGGUGCUAAUGUCGUGUUGACCACCAAGGGAAUUGAUGAUUUGUGCUUAAAGAAGUUUGUUGAAAGUGGCGUCAUGGCCGUUAGAAGAUGUAAGAAAGAAGACCUGAGAAGAAUAAGCAGAGCAACGGGUGCUACCUUCAUUUCGAGUAUGUCUGAUCUUGAAGGUGAGGAGACUUUUGACUCUUCCUACCUAGGAAAUGCAAGCGAAGUCGUUCAAGAGCGUAUCUCUGAUGACGAGUGCAUCUUAGUGAAGGGAACAAAGACCCAUUCUGCUGCUUCUAUCAUUCUUCGUGGUCCAAACGAAUACACAUUGGAUGAGAUGGAAAGAUCCAUUCACGACUCCCUGUCGGUUGUCAAGAGAACUUUAGAAUCCGGUAAUGUUGUUCCAGGAGGAGGAGCCGUGGAGACUGCGUUGAAUAUCUAUUUGGAGAACUUUGCCACUACUGUAGGCUCAAGAGAGCAAUUGGCCAUUGCAGAGUUCGCAAAUGCCUUAUUAGUGAUUCCCAAGACUCUGGCUGUUAAUGCAGCCAAAGACUCCUCAGACCUUGUACCCAAGUUAAGAUCGUAUCACGCUGCAUCCCAGCAAGCGCUACCAACGGAGUUAAAGAAGAAAAACUACAAAAACUAUGGUUUGGAUUUAAUCAAAGGAAAAGUUACCGAUCAGGUUCUUCACGGAGUACUGGAGCCCACCGUGUCCAAAGUGAAAUCUUUGAAAUCCGCUUUGGAGGCUUGUGUGGCUAUCUUAAGAAUUGAUACCAUGAUCACUGUGGAUCCUGAACCUGCUAAGGAGGAUCCUCAUGGCCACGAUCACUAG